UCCAUGCUGGCUGAGCACAGCUGUGUCAGGCAGAAGGAUCAUGGAUGCAGUUGUGGUCCUGGUGUUCAGCCUCUGCUGUCUGCUUCUCUUCUCCUUCUGGAGACAGAGCUCUGAGAGAGCGAAGCUCCCUCCUGGCCCGACUCCUCUCCCAGUUUUUGGCAAUUUCUUCCAAAUAGAUGUUAAGGACAUCAGCCAAUGCUUGACCAAUUUCUCAAAAUCCUAUGGCCCUGUGUUCACCCUGUACUUGGGCAUGCAGCCCACUGUGGUGUUACAUGGGUAUGAAGCAGUGAAGGAGGCUCUGAUUGAUCAUGGGGAGGAGUUUGCUGGCAGAGGAAGCUUCCCAGUAGCUGAAAGAAUUAAUAAAGGUCUUGGCAUUAUUUUUAGCAGUGGAAACAGAUGGAAAGAGAUAAGGCGCUUCACUCUUACAACCCUGCGGAAUUUGGGCAUGGGCAAAAGGAGCCUUGAGGACCGUGUUCAAGAGGAAGCACAGUGCCUUGUGGAGGAACUGAGGAAAACCAAUGGUUCACCCUGUGACCCCACGUUCAUCUUGAGCUGUGCUCCCUGCAAUGUCAUCUGCUCCACUGUUUUCCAGAAUCGUUUUGAUUAUAAAGAUCAGAAUUUUCUUAACUUGAUGGAAAAAGUAAAUGAGAAUGUCAAGAUUAUGAGCUCCCCCUGGAUGCAGGUCUGCAAUAAUUUCCCUUCACUAAUUGACUAUUGUCCAGGAAGUCAUAACACAGCAUUAAAAAAUGCUGAGUAUAUCAGAAGUUACCUUUUGGAAAGAAUAAAAGAGCAUCAGGAAUCAUUGAAUGUUGCGAACCCUCGGGACUUCAUUGAUUAUUACUUGAUUAAACUAAAGCAGGCAAGCCACAAUCAACAAUCAGAAUUUACACUUGAAAAUCUGGCAACGACUGUACUUGACCUGUUUGCUGCUGGGACAGAGACAACAAGCACAACCCUGAGAUAUGCUUUACUGCUCCUGCUGAAGCACCCGGAUGUCACAGCUAAAGUCCAAGAAGAGAUUCACCGUGUGGUUGGCAAACACCGCAGCCCCUGCAUGCAGGACAGGAGCCACAUGCCCUAUACAGAUGCCAUGAUUCAUGAGGUCCAGAGAUUCAUCAACCUUCUCCCCACAAACCUGCCCCAUGCAGUGACCUGUGACAUUAAAUUCAGGAACUACCUCAUCCCCAAGGGAACGAGCAUAUUAAUAUCACUAUCAUCAGUUUUGUAUGACAGCAACGAAUUCCCCAAUCCGGAGACGUUUGAUCCUGGUCAUUUUCUGGAUGCAAAAGGAAACUUUAAGAAAAGUGACUACUUUAUGCCUUUCUCAGCAGGAAAACGAAUGUGUUUAGGGGAAGGUCUGGCCCGCAUGGAGCUGUUUCUGUUCCUGACCACCAUUUUACAGAACUUCAAGCUGAAAUCUCUGGUUCCCCCGAAAGAUAUCAAUGAUACCCCACAAGUCAAUGUAAUUUCUGUAUCACCUCCCCCUUUCCAGCUCUGCUUCAUUCCUGUCUAAUGAAGAUCAGAUGCCUGGUUCCUGCUGUGUUCUUCUCUGAAAUCACUCUCAAAGCUUGUAUUUAACACUUUCCCGGAAGGCAUGUGGAAUCCUUCCACAUUCUCACAGCUUCUGUUCUCUAAUUUCCCACGGACAUCAUCCGGUCUCCAUUUUACAGUCUCUGAAGUAAUCGUCAAAGAUAUUUGCCAUUUCGUAUUUUCCAUAGCCCUGUUACUAUCCUUUGUACUCACAUGUAGCUAAAGCUGUAGUUAACAUGGCACCCACAUAAAAUGAAUAAUGUCCAACUAUAUAAUAAUUCACAAUCAUGUUUCUGGCUCUUGUAUGUCCUUGACAAUAACAUAUUAAAUUUGUAUUUCUGAUUUCAACAGACUUUCCAUCAGUUUUAAUAAGAGGUGAAAGAAAAAGGAGUUCCCAAAGGUCCUGGUAGACUGUAUAACAAGAAAUUUUCAGAAUGUAAAGUGGGAAUACUGUUGAGAUGGCUCAGACAGCAAUGUUCUUGUCAUACAGGGCUCAAGUACAUACGUUUAUAUUCAAAACAAAACCUAAAGGUCAGACCUGGUGGUGAUUACUAUUUAUACCACAGUGGGAGACUGCGUCUAAAGCAUCCCUGGAUUGCGCCAACUCACCUAGUAUAAUUGCCAAGCCCUGUGUCACACUGGGAUCCCCUGUAACAACACCAAAGACUGAACGCAGACCUCCACAUGAUCAUGCAGGUGCACACACUUACACACACAGCACACAAAGAGGCAAAUGCUCACUAUUGUACAAGCAGUCGGUUAUCAUGUACACACCCAGGCCUAUACUCUUCCCCGGAACUCAUAUGCAAAAGAAAUUGUUGAAGAGGAUGGUGUGAGAAAGCUCUUUAGCUGGGGAUCUUCUACAGUUACUGGAGGCACUUGCACAGCACACUGGUGAUGCUGAAUACAAUAAUGAUAAUAUUCUAGGCCUAUAGCCUAAGUUGUAUGCCCCAAUGUUACCUAGAAACAUUUGUUGUCUGUCCACACGGCCUGCACUUUCUGUUAUUUCUUACUUUUUUUUUUUUUUUUUUUUUUUGGAAGUCACUUGCUUAGACCUCCUGCCUAUUCAGGUAAUACUAUUUUCCUUCUCAGGGCUUUUAUGGGGUUGAAGACUAGAUAGUUAUAAUCCUUUUGUACCUUAGCUAAAGGCAUAUUAGGUACAAGACUUGGACUCUUCCGAAUAGGACAGCUAUUGGAUUAUUUAGAAUGUGUUUCUUGUUUGAUGUUAUUCUUGUUCACUGUAGUUUCACUUUUGCUCAUUUUUGUUCUUUCAUCUGGAUAAUACUUGAUAAUUCUUACUGCAUAUGUUGAAUUAGAACCCUCUUAAUUAGCAAAAAAAAAAAAAAGGAGACAUGUAUUAGAGCUUGAUCUGUUUGGCCAAUGUCUUUUGGGAUGAUUUGCCAUGGGCAUGGUUUUCUAUGCAGAUGUGAUGGGAUAAAAUGCGGGAGAAAGGUUGUGCAUGCCCUCUUGGGUGUAUAGAGCUGGAGCAUGCCUUAUGGUUCGUCCUCAUUACCCUUGGAAGAAUGACAAGACAGUGAAAGCUGGAUCAGCCCACUCCAUCUACAUUGUUCUGAUAAGUGGAUAUUAGAUACAAUCCACAUCCUGGAGAAGCUAGGUAACAAGGAGGACCCUAAAAGAGACACAUGGGCUGUCUUAGGAAGAAGAAGUAGAUGAGAUUUUCUGGGUAAACUCAGGGAUGAAUGGAAGCUGGGAACAUGAGGAAAUGAGAUGUGUGAUUUGGAGGAGGGACAGAGAGGAAGAACAAUGAAGGAGAUAGCUGCACACCUUGCAGAAUGAGAUUGGAUAUUUAUUAAGUGGGUUAUGGAAGGGAAGGGGAGAAGGGGAAAGAGCAGAGAGAGGACAGAGAGAGAGAAAAAGAGAAGGAAGAAGAGGAGAAGUGGGGAGAGACAGAAACAGCCUUUUUAAGCGCGAGACCAAAAAGAAGGGAAUAAGGCUGGAAGCUAAAGAUCAGCUUAUUUUAGUGGACUGAGAGGGAGUGGGCAUGGUUUGUCUCUUAAAAGGACAGAGCAACCAUUAAACCUCCCACAUCAAAUAAUAAUGUUUAUUAUUCUUGCAUGUGAAAUAAUGCAUUUUAUUUAAUUCUAUAUGUAAAACAUUGUUAUGUGUCACAUAUAAUCAACAUCUGUUAUUCAUUAUCUCAUAUAUUCUUCCUUUGUAUUUCACUAUGAGAAAAAAAUUUAGAACUUUAAAAAAUAUUUUUGAUACUUGGCGUUUUUAUAACAAAAUAUUCAAAACAGUACAAACUGUAAACAAACAAACAAAAAUAAGGUACUCAGAUCUCUUACAAUCCUCAAAUGUUUUGGUCCAAACUGGUGAUUUGUUUUGUUCCAGCAACAGAAUGUUUAACUAUGAAUGUAGGCAACUUUCAAUUGGUAUGUUCAUUUCCUUCUAUCAUGUUAAUGCAGUCUUUUGUCUUAAUCCUACCUUUUUGGUUCAGGAGUAUUUUAGGCAGUUGGAAAUUAAACAUGGGUGACUCUUCAAUACUCACUGAAAUUCAUUCCUGAUACUUACAAAAAAAAAGAAAGAAAGAAAAAGAAAGGAAAUUAAGGCAGCAGUAUCAUGGACCUAAGUACUUAGGAACAGCUUGGGCUUCUAACAAUCAAGAAUAAACAAAGGAAUAGGCAUAAUUAGUUGAAUCUUAGUAAUACCCUGUCACUCUAGUGUUAGAUCCCUGUCAACUCAUUAUGAUAAAUUAGUGAACAAAUAUAUUGUUCUUGGGAAUCUGGUAUUAUUAGUGGAGAUUCGUCAAUUAUUCAAUUUUAUGAUUUGAAAUUUUUCUGAUACUCUUUUAGUCCUGACUUUGAUUUGUUUUGAUUUGUGCCCCUGCUUCCAUAUCUAAAUGUAAUAAAAAGCAAUAUACAGCAAGCUGACAACCAACAUCAAAUUAAAUGGAGAAAAUUUCAAAGCAAUUUCUCUAAAAUCAGGAACAAGACAAGCCUAUUAAUUCUCUCCAUAUCUCUUCAACAUAGUUCUUCAAGCUCUGGCUAUAGCAGUAAGACAACAAAAGGAGACCAAGGGGCUUUGAAUUGGAAAGGAAGAAGUCAAAACUUUAUUAUUUGUAGAUGAUAUAAGUGUGUGUGUGUGUGUGUGUGUGUGUGUGUGUGUGUGUGUGUGACCUCAAAAACUCUACCAGGAAAUUCCUACAGUUGAUAAAUACAUUCAGUAAUGUGGCAGGAUACAAGAGCAACUCAAAAAAAAUCAGUAGCCCUCCUAUAUACAAAUGAUCAAGGGGCUGAGAGGGAAAUCAGAGAAACAUCACUUUUCAUAAUAGCCACAAAUAACAUAAAAUAUCGUGAGGCAACAAAAACCAAAAAAGUUAAAGACCUAUUUCACAAAAAUUUUAAGUCUUUGGAAAAAGAAAUUGAAGAAAAUAUCAAAAAUGGAAAGAUUCUGCUUGUUCUUGAAUGGAUAAGAUCUCCAUAAUAAAAAAAAAAAGCAAUCAUACCAAAAUCUAUCUCUACAUUCAAUGCAAUACCCCAUCAAAAUCCCA
Molecule: messenger RNA, 5041 nt
Organism: Alexandromys fortis (reed vole)
Lineage: Eukaryota; Metazoa; Chordata; Mammalia; Rodentia; Cricetidae
Product: cytochrome P450 2C25
Exons: 9
Coding region: 41-1513 (490 amino acids)
Biological process (GO): xenobiotic metabolic process
Cellular component (GO): cytoplasm; intracellular membrane-bounded organelle
Molecular function (GO): heme binding; iron ion binding; oxidoreductase activity, acting on paired donors, with incorporation or reduction of molecular oxygen, reduced flavin or flavoprotein as one donor, and incorporation of one atom of oxygen
Source: RefSeq, a predicted model, not a curated record